AUGGAAAGACAAUCUGAUGAAGAUAUGCUCGUUGGCACCAACGAUGAACCCGGAACGUGUAGGAUGGUAAUGAAUGAGAUCCUCGAACUGAGAUGGCGUGCGCUCGUUGCCAUAUGUCUUCUCACCUUCGGCUCGUAUUACGUUGUGGAUUUUCCCGGUUCUAUGGGCACUGGGAGUGGGAAUACAAUUGAACAGUAUUUCCGAGACCACAAUAUGGAAUACACUCAAGAAAUGAACCAAUUGUUAUAUAGCGUAUAUUCAUGGCCCAACACUGUACUUGCUUUCUUUGGUGGUUUGCUAAUUGACAAGUAUCUGGGAAUCCGUACGGCUGCAUUGCUUUUCACAUCGUUAGUUGUCUGUGGUUCUUUGCUGUUCUGGGUGGGAUUGCGAUUUACCUACUUUCCAUUGAUGGUGGGCUCCCGUGUUAUACUGGGUAUUGGAAGUGAAUCUUUGGGUGUGGCCCAAUCAUCGUACGUGGCUCGUUGGUUCAAGAAUACUCGCGGUGUUGCACUGGCGUUUGGCGUUACAAUAAGCUUCUCACGUGUUGGUUCUUCGUUCAACUUCAUAUUCACCCCAACAAUUGCUGAGUCUCUUGGAGUGGAGGUUGCAACCCUUGCUGGCGUUGCCAUGUGCGGGGUGUCACUUCUUGCUUGCAUAAUUCUGGUAGUAGUUGAUUUGUACGCGGUACGGACGAAAUACAUACGUGCUGAGCCAUGUGAUGACGAGGAAAGCGUGAUGAAGCUUUCCGAUGUGUUUCGGUUGCCUUUUACGUUCUGGGCACUCACUUUUAUGUGCACCUUUUCCUAUACCGCCAUAAUGCCCUUCAUAAGUAUCGCGCGAAACUACUUCCAGGUUAAAUACGACAUUGAUGGGACCCAAGCUGCCCUGUAUAUUUCCGCCUAUCAGCUCUCAGCCGCCAUCGGCUCACCUGUGAUUGGUUCCAUUGUUGGCGCUUUGGGACGUAACACACUGUGGCUGAUACUCUCGUCCACUUUCAUCGGUGUCUUUCAUCUUGUACUACUCUUGACAAACAUUCGUGGUGACCUGCUGAUGGCGUCGUUGGGUGUUGUUUACAGUUUUCUCGUUUCCGGCUUGUGGCCAUCUAUUCCGUUGGCUGUGGAAGAGAACGUGGUGGGAGUGUCAUAUGGUGCCAUGACAUCCUUGCAGAACAUUGGAUUAGCAGUGUUCCCUCUAGUAGUUGGGAAGAUUCUUGAUGCUUAUACUCCUGAUCAUAACAGUAGCAGCAUAAUUGACCUGGCGUUUGACGCUGAGCUCCUCAACGGAAACAGUAAUGCAUCUGCUGACGGCCCACACCCAACUCUUGAGGGUUAUGAAGUGGCUGAACUAGUAUUUAUAGGAUCAGCGGGUGUCGCCCUCUUGGCGUCUAUGGCGGUGCUCAUAGCGGACAAGUGCGGUAGGGGUAUUCUCAGUGCUUCAGCGAAAAAGCGUGGACAAAUGAAGGAUGAAAAGCGGGAGAGCCUCCUGAAUCAUCUUCCCGAAGAGGAGAGGACUUUGGUAUAUUUGCAUCGUGAGCCCUAG
Messenger RNA from Trypanosoma brucei brucei TREU927, 1539 nucleotides. RefSeq lists its product as hypothetical. Gene Ontology annotation, molecular function: transmembrane transporter activity. Gene Ontology annotation, biological process: transmembrane transport. The transcript has a single exon. The record is from RefSeq and is a predicted model, not a curated record. The coding region runs from base 1 to 1539 and encodes 512 amino acids. NCBI's taxonomy places the organism in Eukaryota, Euglenozoa, Kinetoplastea, Trypanosomatida, Trypanosomatidae.